AUGGCCAGCGGCCUGGCGGGGAAGGUGCGUCGCGCCCGCGAGUCUGAUGAGUUUGACCUCAGUGGCUAUGACCAGGCACGGUGUCAAGAGCUGGCCAAGGAUGCCUUCAGCGAGCCCUUCCCCUUGAAGGAGAUGGUACGGAUCUCCUUCGUGGUGGGCGGCGGGAAAUUGGUGCGGCAGAAGUAUUCCGACGAUCUGCCCAAGCACAUGGUGAAUGCCUUGAGCGCAGUGGGAUUCCAAGAGGACAAUAGUGCCACAGUGGAACUCAGCUCGGCAGGGAAGUUCAAGUACCACCAUGAUACCAACAAAAACCUCAAGUUCGUCCAUGUCUUUCCCAAGCUGAUGGAAGAGGCGGCCACGGCGGCCCGGCCCGAGGGCGAGGAGGAGGCUGCCGAAGCACCGCGUGGUGCUCCAAAGACGCCGGAAGAGCUCCUGCUGCAGAGUGACGAGGCGGACUUUACACGGUACUUGCAAACGCACCUGGUCACCUACGCGCAGAAGCAGAAGCUCUUGGAGCUUCUGAAGCAUCGCAUCGCCGCCCUGGAGGAGAUCGAGGGCAAAAUGAGUCGCCUCGAGAAGAUGACCAGCGAGGAGGAGCAACUCUUUGAAGCCGUGGGCGCUGAGGAGCUCCGGGAGAAGGUCAAGCAGACACGUAGCGAGUUGCAGAACAUGGUUGACGCGAAGCGUCUCACCAGCGCCGAGAAGAGCGACUUCCUGGAACAGCUGGAGAGCAAGAUUGCUCUCACAAAAGAAGAGCUCUCCAAGGCCGAGGCGGAUGGCAAAAGUAAGAAGGCGCAGGCUCUCAGCGAGCACUUGGAGGUCAUGCAUUCCACGCGCAGCUCCAUCAAGUCGGCCGAGCCCGCUCCUUUGCCGCCGCUGAAGCAUGGGGAGCAGAUCCGGAAGCUCCGGCUGAAGCUUGCAGAGCUUGCGCAGCUGGAAAAGGACAAGCGAGGAAACUAUUCCCUCGAUGAGCUGAAGAGGCUGGGCGAACGCCCGGAGCUUCAGGAGGCCGUCGAGGAACUCGAGCGCCGCGCGAAGGGUUGGCUCGAGAGCGACGAGGUCUUUGAAGAACGUCUUCAAGCCAACCUACGCUUGGGCGGCAAAGCGAAAGCCGCGCCCCGGGCGACGGGUGGCUACAGCACCGUGACGGGCGGGGCGAAGCCCGCCAAAGCCAAGGCCAAAGCGCCGGGAACGCGGAACGCCUUCGGCGCUCUUGGCUGA
This is a messenger RNA of Durusdinium trenchii, 1221 nucleotides long. Lineage: Eukaryota; Dinophyceae; Suessiales; Symbiodiniaceae. The record is from the annotation of a GenBank genome assembly.